Molecule: messenger RNA, 849 nt
Organism: Fibroporia radiculosa
Lineage: Eukaryota; Fungi; Basidiomycota; Agaricomycetes; Polyporales; Fibroporiaceae
Exons: 3
Coding region: 1-849 (282 amino acids)
Cellular component (GO): cytoplasm
Molecular function (GO): phosphoadenylyl-sulfate reductase (thioredoxin) activity
Source: RefSeq, a predicted model, not a curated record
AUGACCGAGGCAUCUUCGUCGGCGCCAACCUUCUCCAAGCCGCUACAGCUCCCUUUAGCUCAGGAAGAGAUUGACCGCAUCAAUGCCCACCUCCAAAAUCUCACCCCCGAAGGCAUUCUAAACUGGGCUGUCGAGCAUGUCCCGGGGCUGUAUCAGACGACCGCAUUCGGAUUAACAGGACUCGUCGCGAUCGACAUGCUCUCGAAGAUUACGCCCUCGCCCCCACCCUUGAUAUUCAUCGACACGCUAUAUCACUUUCCCGAAACGCUAGAGCUCGUGGAUGAGGUCCGGCAAAAGUAUAGCGUGCCGAUACACGUCUACAAGCCUGGGGGCUGCGAAACCGUGCAGCAAUUCGAGGCGAAGUAUGGGGAGGCGCUGUGGGAGAAGGAUGAGACAUUAUACGACUACGUCGUAAAGGUAGAGCCUGCGCGCCGGGCUUACGAUGAGCUUAGCGUAGCUGCAGUCAUUACAGGGCGGAGAGCUUCUCAAGGCGCGGAUCGGGCAAGCCUGCAGCCGCUGGAAGUCGACAGCACUGGGCUCAUUAAGUUGAAUCCUCUCUUCGAGUGGACGUUCCCGUUCGUGGAGUGGUACGUGAAAGAGAACAACGUCCCGCGCAAUAAACUGCUCGAUCAGGGCUACCGAAGUGUUGGGGACUGGCAUAGCACUGCGAAGAGCGGGGAAGGUGACGCGGGAGAACGCGCUGGGCGCUGGGCUGGGAAGACGGAGAAGACAGAGUGCGGGCUGCACGUGGACUACUUCGCGAUGAAGGCCGCCGCACAGGAAAAGCUCGAGGAGGCGCAGAUAAGCGAGCAAGCGCGUGUCGCUGUCGCUGUGAUAGAGGCCAAAUAA